CGUAAAAAAAUAAAAAAAUUAUAUUUAUAAAAUUUCCACAAAUUUUAAGUAUCAAUUAUUAAGAAAAAAACAAAGUAAUUAAAUUUUUGUAGAUUAAAUAAAUUUAAAAAUUGAUUUAUAGUUAUUAUUGAUUGAAGCUUGGAGGGGCUUUUUAUAAGUAGCAAGUUAUACAAGCAUCGCUAAUAAAUAAAUAUAUAAUUUACGUGAACGCACGUGGUGUAAACAUAUGUGUGUAUAAAUUAUUGUUAUGUAGAAUAUGUUUAAAAGAGUAACUGUUGAAUUAAUACAAAAACGAUGGUACAAAAAGCCAUUGGUACGAGUGAGGUUUGCUCCGAGCCCUACAGGUGAUCUUCAUUUGGGUGGUUUAAGAACGGCUUUAUAUAAUUAUUUAUUUUCUCGUAAACACAAUGGUAAUUUUUUAUUACGCAUUGAAGAUACCGAUCAGACAAGACUACAAUCUGGAGCUAUGGAUAAUUUACUAAAUAAUUUAAUAUGGGCAGGAAUAAUUCCUGAUGAAGAUCCAGUGAGAGGUGGACCUACUGGUCCUUAUAUUCAAUCUAAGCGUCUUGAUAUUUACAAUGAGUAUGUCAAAAAAUUAUUAGACAAUGGUUCAGCUUAUCGUUGCUUUUGUACCGAACAACGAUUGAAUUUAUUGAGAAAAGAAGCACUUAAAGCUCGUUUAAUACCCAAAUACGACAAUCGUUGUCGUUAUCUCGAUAAAUCUGAUGUUGAUGAAAAAUUAAAAAAAGGAUUAGAUCACUGUAUUAGAUUUAAAUUGUCAUCAGACUCAUCUCAAGGAUUCAAAGAUCUUAUUUAUGGAGAAAUAACAUCUACAACACACCAGGAAGGUGAUUUUAUAAUUAUGAAAGCUGAUGGUUAUCCUACUUAUCACUUUGCAAAUGUUGUGGAUGAUUAUCUUAUGGAAAUUUCUCAUGUUUUACGUGGAGUAGAGUGGUUGGUAUCUACACCAAAACAUAUUGAAAUCUAUCAGGCUUUUGGCUGGACACCCCCUCAUUUUGCUCAUCUUCCUCUUAUUCUUAAUACCGAUGGUUCUAAAUUAUCAAAAAGACAGGGAGAUAUAAAAGUUGAUUUUUUUAGAGAUCAAGGAAUAUUUCCUUUACCUUUAAUUAAUUAUAUAACUCAUGCUGGUGGUGGAUUUUAUAGAGAUUCAUCUAUAUCGUGCUAUAGUUAUCAACAAUUAAUAAAACAGUUUGAUAUCAAUAAAAUAAAUACUAAUUCAUCAAAAUUGAAUAUUAAUAAUUUAAUGGAAUUGAAUAGAUUAGAAAUAUGUAAUUUACUUAACGAUGAAAACAAUACAAAGUUAUUAGCAGACAAAGUAAGAAAAUUAGUUGUUGAAAAAUUUUCAGACAGAAUAAAUGACGGUGAUUUGCAAUUAGAUCAAGAUCAUAUUGUUACAAUAUUAAAUUGGGCACGAAAUAGAAUAAAUACAUUAAAAGAUUUAGUUAAUAAAGAUUUAUCAUUUAUAUGGGUUCUUCCUCCACAAGUUAUCACUUUGGAAAAUUCUCAAUUAUUAAAAGAUCUCAGUAAAGAGCUUAUGAAGAUAGACAAUAAUGAUUUCCAUAAAAAUAAUUUGAAAGUUUAUUUAAAAAAAUUUUCCACCAGCAAUAACGUCGAGUUUACAAAAUUAAUGAAAAUAUUGAGAAGUAGUCUAAGUGGACUUGAGCAAGGUCCAAGUGUAGCUGAAAUGAUGGAAAUUUUGGGCAAAGAUAAAACCCUUUAUCGUUUAAAUAAGCAUGCGGGUGAUAUUUAAAUAUAUAUACUUUUUUUAAAUAAUAAUUUUAAGUAAUAAAAUUAAAUAUACGUAUACAUUGUUGUUGUUGAAAGUUUUAAGAAGUUGAGUAAAUAAUAAAAUUUUCGAGAGCUCACUUA
Molecule: messenger RNA, 1890 nt
Organism: Microplitis demolitor
Lineage: Eukaryota; Metazoa; Arthropoda; Insecta; Hymenoptera; Braconidae
Gene: GluRS-m
Product: probable glutamate--tRNA ligase, mitochondrial
Exons: 6
Coding region: 257-1771 (504 amino acids)
Biological process (GO): glutamyl-tRNA aminoacylation
Molecular function (GO): zinc ion binding; tRNA binding; glutamate-tRNA ligase activity
Source: RefSeq, a predicted model, not a curated record